AUGCAGACGGUUUCUGGAAUCUUACCCACAACGUUAAGCCCAUCCGAACUUAAAUCUGAUGAUGAAAAUACCUUCCAAUUUGACGAGGAGGCGGAAGUAUCAAAACCUUCGGACAAAAGCGAAGAUUUGCGAAGAUUGAUUAGUGAGACUGCCCAACUGGGUAUCAAAGUCGACCAUAUUCACAAUAAGACUGAUCAAGAAAUUGCCAGGUUGGAAAAAGUGAUCGAAGAAGUUGCUAAAAACGAUAGUAUCUUUAGAUCCUAUUCCAGUAGAUUUAAGAACCAAAAGCAUGCCUCAGACAGCGAAGACAGUGUAAACGCUCAGCUGAUGAGCCUUUCUCAGCUGCAUGGCCGCUAUGAUCAUGACUGGAAGCAGAGAAUAAAUAAAUGGUUCAGGAAAAAUAAGAGCAAAUCAGCCCUUAGAUCUACCAGCGAUCUCAGGGUGACGAAUGACUAUAACGAGCUUGAACUGCAUGGACAACUGCUGGAAGAAGGAAGCACACCUUAUUCCAGUGAGACUGAUGGUUUUAUGAAAGGACUAAAUAUCAUAUCACCAUUAACCCCGGAAGAUUUUGACAACGACGACACAUGUGUCAAGAUUGACGAAGCCAACCAAAUUAAUGCUGCUUCAGACUCGAACAAACCGUCCUUAAGUCCCACAUUCGGGAACCACACGAGCAAGGAGUUGGUUAGCAAUGAAACAGAAAGCAUUAUUAGCGAACCCCCUCUGCAAGAAAACAAAAAGACCAUGUUGAAAUAUCGAAAUGUGAGAACGUCUUUCAACACGAUGAGUUCUGAAAAGGUGUCUUCGAAAAACAACAGUGGUGUGUUUCGUAUCUUCCAUAGAAACGCCAACAUUGGUGACAAAAAUCAAGAAAACGUACCACGUGUGUGGGAUGUAGUUAAGGACAAUCUGGGGAGAGAAAUUUAUCUCUUGCAAGAAAGAUUCAAAAAAUGGACCGCAAAACAUCAAGACGCUAGGAAGGACCCAAAUCUCAAACAUGAGGCCGUCGCCAUCCCCUUAUCAUUAUCCGACCCGAGGACGGGAACGCAGCUGGAAUCUAAAUUCUGUUCUAUGUCUGGAGCAGAGGCCCAAACUCCGGUACAAGUAUGA
Molecule: messenger RNA, 1113 nt
Organism: Saccharomyces kudriavzevii IFO 1802
Lineage: Eukaryota; Fungi; Ascomycota; Saccharomycetes; Saccharomycetales; Saccharomycetaceae
Exons: 1
Coding region: 1-1113 (370 amino acids)
Source: RefSeq, a predicted model, not a curated record